Aureobasidium pullulans EXF-150 is the source of this 1428-nucleotide messenger RNA. Its product is annotated as ClpP/crotonase. The transcript is spliced from 2 exons. Lineage: Eukaryota; Fungi; Ascomycota; Dothideomycetes; Dothideales; Saccotheciaceae. The coding region runs from base 86 to 985 and encodes 299 amino acids. Gene Ontology annotation, molecular function: enoyl-CoA hydratase activity. Gene Ontology annotation, cellular component: mitochondrion. Gene Ontology annotation, biological process: fatty acid beta-oxidation. The record is from RefSeq and is a predicted model, not a curated record.
AGAGCUUUCCCCGCAUGCUUCUCCAUGUUUCACGAGCCAAAACACAAACCUUCAAGCAGCCAUCGUCUAUACCACAACACACACGAUGCCUCUCCGACUUUCCAACCUCCGGGCGCCUGCCCUCCUCAAGCCCUCUCUAUACAGCCGCCGUUUCUACAGCACACCAUCAUCAACAAUAAAAGUCAGCCAAGUACCCGCACCGCACGCCGGCAGCAUACGCAUCCUCUCCCUCAAUCGACCCUCUGCAAGAAACGCAAUCUCCAAGCAAUUACUCUCAGAACUCCGCCAACAAGUCGAGGAAAUCAGCAACGAGCCUGAAGAUGGUCCUACGAGGGCUUUGAUCUUGGCUUCCGAGUCCGAUCAAGCCUUCUGCGCCGGUGCCGAUUUGAAGGAGAGAUUGACCAUGAGUGGUGAUGAAACAAAACAAUUCCUCACGCUCCUUCGCGACACCUUCACCCGCCUCUCUCUCCUUCCCAUUCCGACAAUCUCGGCCAUCUCCUCUGUCGCGUUUGGCGGCGGUCUAGAGCUAGCUCUCACGACUACCUUCCGCGUCUUCGGUUCCACGUCGACUGUCGCACUUCCCGAGACGAGGCUCGCCAUUAUUCCUGGCGCAGGAGGAACGUUCCGUCUGCCUGCUCUGAUCGGAACUGCAAGAGCUAGAGACAUGAUCUUGACAGGUAGAAGAGUCACAGCAGCAGAAGCCUACUUCCUUGGCUUGUGCGAUAGGCUCGUCGAAGUAGGUGGAGAGGGAGGUGACACAAAGAAGGAAAGGGACUUGGUCUUGGCACAGGCUGUCAUGUUGGCAAGAGAUGUUUGCGAAGGAGGACCCGUCGCUACAAGAUCAGCAUUACAAGCUGUGAAUAGUUGGGGUGCUGGCGAAGAGGCCGAGAACCUGGCCUAUGAGCGUGUUCUGGUGACACAGGAUAGGAUUGAAGCUCUCAAGGCUUUUGGUCAGAAGAGACCGCCUGUUUUCAAGGGACGAUAGUGUCAAUCUUUGCAACACAUGAACAAACACUUCUUCAUCACCACCGACUCCGCAAUACUCAUACUUUCGCGUCCUGGACCAUCCUACCUGGAUCUACGUAAUCUACACAUGCCAAAGCAGGGAGAUCUGAUUGAUUAGAUAACGAUGCCAAGGCUUAUAACGCCAACCUCGUCCUCCAGCGCAACUUCUACAAUCGUUGGAUAAUAUACCAGAUUGCCAUGGCUAUAAAGCAAAAAGGUUUCUACCUGACUAUCGAAGAGGAGCUAUAGGCCUCUACGAGGUUUCGGAAGAUUCAACAUCGAUCCAUUUUACAGCAACAGAUAAGUCGCGGAUAUGGUGCUAAUACGGGCAAAGUGACCGGAAAAGAUGCUCUUGUAAGGGCAGAAUGCCAGGAUAUAGAGAAGAGACGAAAAGUUAGGUUUCACUGGGAAGCGCUGACUUUU